GGCGGGUUAGACCCGCACUUUUCGCAAUACAGCGGAGGAGAGAGGUGGUAACUCGAGCGAUAGCAGGGAUCACCCCGCCUGUGGUGUUUCUACAAGGGUGGCUCGUCUUCGGGAUUAAGGGAAUGUGGAGGCUGGCUAGCUGCCCUUUAAGCGCCCUCGCGGGGACGCCGACGCCGACAGGUUUUGGUGGAAUCAAAAUUCUCACUGCUGGUUACAGGUGCUAUGAUCCGCUUCCAGAUUAUACAGGAAUUGUCAUUCCUGAGAAACCCAAAUUAAAAAUUGUUGAGAGACAACCAAACUUGCUUAAGGUUAGGCGACAGCCCAAGAAUUUACGUGACAUCCGAGGUCCAUCUACAGAAGCCACUGAAUUUACUGAAGGAAAAUUUGGUAUUUUGGCUAUGAGUGGUGGCUAUCUCCGCUGGGUUCACUUUGAAGUGAUGCGUCUGAGUAUUAAUCGGCACAUGAAUCCCAAGACAAUGUUCGCUCUGUGGAGAGUCCCUGCUCCUUACAAACCCAUUACUCGCAAAGGACUAGGACACCGUAUGGGUGGUGGCAAAGGUGCAAUUGAUCACUAUGUGUCAGCAGUGAAAGCAGGUCGCCUGAUAGUGGAAAUUGGUGGGCAAUGUGAGUAUACUGAGGUGAAAUACUUCCUCACUCAAGUGGCCAAGAAACUGCCUUUCGAAGCCCAAGCAGUCAGCAAGGAAACCCUUCAAGAGAUGCGGGACAGAGAAGAGGAGAGGAGAUGUAAUAACCAGAAUCCAUGGACAUUUGAGCGCAUUAUUACUGCCAAUAUGCUGGGAAUACGGAAAUAUCUGAGCCCUUAUGACCUACAGUACAAGGGUCGCCACUGGGGAAAGUUCUUCCUGCCUGACAGGGUGUGAGUGGAGACUUUAGGAACCUGAUCAAUUGUUGCAGCAAUUCUUUGAAAACUUUGUCUUUCUCUACAGAGAUAUUUGUGGGUGAAGAAUCAAAUGAGUGACUAUAUAUCUGGAAGUCCAAUAAGUAUGGAGGGUGAUGGAGUGGUGAUAAUGAUGUAGAACUUGGGUAAAUAAACUCAUUAUAGAAAUUUGUUA
This is a messenger RNA of Notechis scutatus (mainland tiger snake), 1073 nucleotides long. It is a transcript of the gene MRPL16, whose product is annotated as mitochondrial ribosomal protein L16. Gene Ontology annotation, molecular function: rRNA binding; structural constituent of ribosome. Gene Ontology annotation, biological process: mitochondrial translation. The record is from RefSeq and is a predicted model, not a curated record. Lineage: Eukaryota; Metazoa; Chordata; Lepidosauria; Squamata; Elapidae. Gene Ontology annotation, cellular component: mitochondrial large ribosomal subunit; ribosome.